AUGUCACUCUUAUUACCGACAGUGUUAUUUGUCUUGCUGGUACACUUCACAAGAACCCAAAAGGAAUUACAAAUCGGUCUGCUGGUUCCCUUGAGUGGGCAAAAGAGCAUGGGAGAGGAGGUUGUAACCGCAGCCCACCUCGGUAUCCGGAACAUCAACAAUGACUCGAGCCUUUCAAGUGUCCGGUCGCAAGGUUACCACUUCAACCUCAUGGUCAGUGACACUGGAUGCAACACGGGUCAGGGAUUGCAGCGAGUGGUGGAGUUGGUGACCGGUGUUAAUCACAGCGGACAUAAGGUGGAUGCUCUUAUUGGACCAUCAUGUGAUAAUGUUUGCGAAACUGCCGGGCUGUUGGCUGGAAGAUGGGGUAUUCCAAUGGUUAGCUAUGGGUGUGAGGAGAGUAAGCUAUCUGACCAGACUCUGUACCCAACGUUUGCAAGGUUGGUAGCAGUUGUCUUUGACAAGAUGACCGGUUUUCUGGAAGAUGUCUUGCAUCAUUACGGCUGGGAGCGAGUCAUGCUGGUCACAACCUCAGCACAAGUCUGGCUGGAGACGGAAGCAGAUUUGCUGGUUUUCUAUGCUCACCAAGGAGAUUCUACAAGUUUUGAAAUAUUCAAUAAUAAUAAUAAUAUGUCCUGGUCCGCGCUCCAGGAAAGUUUCACUCAAAUGUUCGUGCUUCUGAUGUUUGGAAUCGACGUUCUCAAGUUCAUGAAAGCCGCCAAUGACGCAAAACUCCUGGAAGGGAAGCAUGUGUUUGUGACCAUAGACUUCGCCAACAUGGGCAAGAGAAUCAAACAUGGCUUUGAUGGGCCUCAUCUUACAGGCUUACUUGACAUCACCAUGGAUGUGACUCCAGAGAGUGCCACAUUCCGGCAGUUUGUCGACGACAUACAAGACAACUCCACACUGAGUACAUCGAGGUACGCUGGCAACGACUCCUGUAGCCAUUACGAGUUUGGAAUCCACGCUGGACUCAUGUACGAUGCCAUGAUGCUGUACGCAAGGGCAGUGGAUUCCUGUUUAAAAGCCGGGCAAAAUGCAACAAACGGUUAUCAGAUAGCCAAGCAUAUGUACAACGUGACUAUACAAGGUGUCACAGGUGUCGUUAGUGUGAUGGCGGACGGAAGCAGACAGUCACAGUUUAUGUUACACAACCUCAGAGACGGAUGCUACAUGCCUGUAGCCAGAAGUGCAGACGAUGGGCGAGCGUUUAUAUAUCUCAACAACACAGUAAUCUGGCCUGGCGGAAGCGAAGUCACCCCCCUUGGUAGGCCUCCGUGUGGCUGGGAUGGUAAACUUUGUGACAAUAAAUUGGUGUACACAGACCACGGCAUUAAAGCUUCAACAUGCUACACGGACACCAACGCUGAAUGUAGAAAUUUCACACUGAGACACGAAGAGAACAAGAGAGACUCUAGCAGAGCUUGGAUCAUUCACGCUGAAGAUCUGAGACUCAAAGACAAAGGUCUCGGGAAAUCUCGAGUGUCCAUCAGAAACAGUCCUUCCAGCAGGACUGUGUACAGUGACUCUCGUGUUUCGUUGACAACAGAUUCUUCAUACGGCCAAGUGUUCGCAGAACAGUAUAUUUAUCACAACGAAGAAGUCGCGGGCAAGAGAAUACUACUCAACAGCAAGACGGGUAUUGUCGUGACAAAACAGCUCUCCAAACAUGUUAACCAUGUCAUCCAGCUGAGUAACGCAAAUAUCUGUAAAUUUUACGGCGUCUGUGUCGACGCUGGGCAAGAGAUGACCAUCUGGGAGUACUGCAGAAAAGGAAGUGUCCAGGACGUCAUACAUAAUGAUAAGAAAUAUCUUGAAGACAUGCCUUUCAAGAUCUCCUUCAUGAAUGACAUAACAAAGGGUCUUCGAUAUCUUCACCACUCAAAACUGGGGCACCAUGGACGACUGAAAGCUGCAAAUGUGUUAGUGGACAAUCGGUGGACGUGUAAACUGACCCACAUGAUCAUUCCUGGAUU
Messenger RNA from Candidula unifasciata, 1976 nucleotides. NCBI's taxonomy places the organism in Eukaryota, Metazoa, Mollusca, Gastropoda, Stylommatophora, Geomitridae. The record is from the annotation of a GenBank genome assembly.